Messenger RNA from Brugia pahangi, 240 nucleotides. The record is from the annotation of a GenBank genome assembly. Lineage: Eukaryota; Metazoa; Nematoda; Chromadorea; Rhabditida; Onchocercidae.
AUGAUGGCAAGUUUGCGGUUCUCAAUUAAACUUACUUGGCUGGGAGGUGACUCGCGAUCAAGAAGGCGAGUACUCCACGGUGAGGUCGGCCCAUUGCACUUGUGGGCAGUGACUGACCCGUGUGGCAGUCUCGAGUUGGGACUUGCCAACAGCAUAAUUUUUGCGUUUGGGGACAGACAGUUGUGCCGUUCCCCGCCGCAGGUCGCAAAUGGAUUUUGGUGUGACCCAGUGAGGCGCUGA